Messenger RNA from Lytechinus variegatus (green sea urchin), 3260 nucleotides. Its product is annotated as V-type proton ATPase catalytic subunit A-like. The transcript has 14 exons. Lineage: Eukaryota; Metazoa; Echinodermata; Echinoidea; Temnopleuroida; Toxopneustidae. Gene Ontology annotation, biological process: proton transmembrane transport; ATP metabolic process. The coding region runs from base 122 to 1963 and encodes 613 amino acids. Gene Ontology annotation, molecular function: ATP hydrolysis activity; proton-transporting ATPase activity, rotational mechanism; ATP binding. Gene Ontology annotation, cellular component: lysosomal membrane; proton-transporting V-type ATPase, V1 domain. The record is from RefSeq and is a predicted model, not a curated record.
GUUUGCGUUGCAUUGGAUCAUGUGAUAUUGCUGGCACUGCGGAGAUUUUGGCCACGGUACUGCUGCAAUCGUCCAAGACAUUUUUUCUUAGCUGGAGUUGAAGGAGUGAAAUCAUUCCAUCAUGGAUAAAGUAGCAGAUAAUGAAAAGGAGAGCAAGUAUGGAUACGUCUUUGCUGUAUCUGGACCUGUGGUGACAGCAGAGCGUAUGUCUGGUGCUGCUAUGUACGAGCUGGUGCGUGUGGGACACAGUGAGCUGGUGGGAGAGAUCAUCAGAUUGGAAGGCGAUAUGGCCACCAUUCAGGUCUAUGAGGAGACAUCCGGUGUAAGCGUCGGUGACCCUGUGCUCCGGUCAGGCACCCCCCUUUCCGUCGAACUGGGACCGGGUAUCCUCGACAACAUCUUUGACGGAAUCCAACGUCCCCUCCAGGACAUCAACGACCUAACGCAGAGUAUCUACAUUCCUCGGGGUGUCAACGUCAAAGCGCUCAGCCGCACCAAGAAAUGGGAUUUCAAGCCAUAUCCAGGAAUCAGGGUCGGCAGUCACAUCACUGGUGGCGAUUAUUAUGGGAUGGUUCCAGAGAACACCUUGAUUGAGCAUCGUUUGAUGUUACCGCCCAAGCAGAGAGGGACCGUCACGUGGAUAGCAGAGCCAGGCUCCUAUGACAUUACAGACAUUGUCUUAGAAACAGAGUUUGAUGGACUCAAGACCGAACACACCAUGCUCCAGAUGUGGCCUGUCCGUAACAUCCGACCCGUCUCAGAGAAACUUCCUGCCAACUACCCCCUUCUCACUGGACAGAGGGUUCUCGAUGCUCUUUUCCCAUGUGUACAAGGUGGAACGACGGCUAUCCCAGGAGCCUUUGGGUGCGGAAAGACCGUCAUCUCCCAAUCUCUGUCCAAGUAUUCAAACAGUGAUGUCAUCGUCUACGUAGGGUGUGGUGAACGUGGCAACGAGAUGUCAGAAGUAUUGAGGGAUUUCCCAGAGCUCACAGUAGAGAUCGGCGGGAAGACAGAAUCUAUUAUGAAGAGAACUACGCUGGUAGCUAACACAUCCAACAUGCCUGUCGCUGCUAGGGAAGCGUCCAUUUACACAGGUGUGACGUUGUCAGAGUAUUUCCGUGAUCAGGGAUACAACGUCUCUAUGAUGGCAGACUCAACCUCCAGGUGGGCUGAAGCUCUUCGUGAAAUCUCAGGUCGUCUGGCUGAAAUGCCCGCUGACAGUGGUUAUCCAGCCUAUCUAGGAGCCCGUCUAGCUUCUUUCUACGAGAGAGCCGGUAGAGUCAAAUGUCUCGGGAACCCUAGCAGAGAGGGCAGCGUCAGCAUCGUUGGAGCUGUGUCGCCCCCUGGUGGUGACUUCUCUGACCCUGUAACCUCCGCAACCCUCGGUAUCGUCCAGGUGUUCUGGGGAUUGGACAAGAAGCUUGCCCAGCGUAAACAUUUCCCCUCCAUCAACUGGCUCAUCAGCUAUUCCAAGUACAUGAGGGCGCUAGACGAUUUCUACGACAAGAACUAUGCAGAGUUCGUACCGCUCAGGACAAAGGUGAGGGAGAUUCUGCAAGAAGAGGAAGAAUUGUCUGAAAUCGUACAGCUGGUAGGAAAGAGCUCCCUCGCCGAGUCCGAUAAGAUCACACUCGAGAUUGCCAAACUACUAAAGGAUGACUUCCUUCAACAGAACGGCUACUCUCCAUAUGAUAGGUACUGUCCAUUCUACAAGACUGUUGGUAUGCUCAGCAACAUCGUAGCGUUCUAUGACAUGGCCAGGCACGCGGUGGAGAGCACGGCACAAAGCGAGAACAAGAUCACGUACGCUCUCAUCAGGGAGAAUAUGGGUGACAUCAUGUACAAGCUUUCAUCAAUGAAAUUCAAGGACCCUGUCAAGGACGGCGAAGCCAAAAUCAAGCAAGACUUUGCAGAGUUAUUAGAUGAAAUGCAACAAGGGUUCAGGAACCUAGAAGAGUUUUAAUCCUCAUAGCCAAUAUAUAUAUCCAUAGUUAUAAUCCUAUAUAAUCAAUGUCCAGUCCCAUGCAUAGCAUUUGAUGUCGGUGGUGGAAUGUCUCGAGUACACACAUGUUUUUUUUAUCUGUCUUAUAUUUUGGAUGGAACUCUGUUUCAUAUCGUGCAAUGGGCCCUUUUGGGAAAACCAAGGCCAUUUUUCAGAGAAAUAGAAACUAGAUUAUGAAUUGAGCAGUAUUUUGUAAUUUUUGUGUUGUGUUUAUUCUAGAAAUAAUAUGAUGCAAAGCGACUUUGUGCUUUCUAUUUCAGAUCGGCCAAAGAUUUUUCAGUGUCAAAUUAAUGAUUUUCAUCAUUUCAACAACAAAGAUGUGUAAUGCUCAUCAGCAUAAGUCUAUUUUCAAACUGCUGAUGUUGUAGUCAACUAAUGACAAUCUAGAAUUCAUGCUUUUCUUGUUAAUCCCUUUGAAAUCUCUUUAGUUUAAAGAGCGAGAAAAAAAACAGAUUACUCUGAAAAUUUGAGAGGGAGUUUGUGACCUCAGCAAUUAUAUGAUAUUCAUGUGGAUGGACUUACAGUGCAUCCCAGAAAAAAAAUGAAGCCAUAAAUUCCUUGACUAUUUUUUCCAACAUUGCACAGUAAAAGAAUUGAAAUAAUUAAUUUGAUAAGUGAUUCAUUCCUUUUUGUUGAUAAAUUGGCAACAUUAGGAAACAGGUAUAUAUUUUAAUUAUCUUAUUGUGUGGUUUCAUGUCAAAUAAGUGAAAUCACUUUUGCGGAAUAAGUGUCAAAUCUAAUGAAUAGGAUUUGAAUAUCAGAAACAAGGAGUCCUUUUUUUGUCUGGGAUACACUGUAUUGUUAAGAACUGAACAAGAGUGAGUCUAAACAAAAGAUAAACCAAUUACAUAAAUUUGUAAUGGAAAAAUAAUCAGUUUGAAGAAACUGAUAUGUUUUUAUCUGAUCGCAUGAUUCUAUCUAGUCUUGCUAUUUGCUUUAUGACUCUAAAAGAUUUUGUUUAAAUCACUCCUUCGACUGAAAUGUAUCUUACUCUUUUGCUAUAGUUGCACUUGCGAAACCGACUCCAGACCGACAAAAAUUAUGUUAUUAUCAAUGGCCGACCAUCAAUCAGUUUGGAGUCUGUUUUGUAGACGUUCCUGUAGCGUUAUAUAUUAUGUAAUGCAUACAAACUGUAGUUUGGUAUUUGACAUCUUUAUUAUGUGAAACGUUAUUUUCUGUACUUGUUUUUCGUUUUUUCCAUUUCAUGUUGUGUUCAGACAUUCCAGAAUAAGGAUGAAUGAUUGAAAUCAGUACUGUA